This is a messenger RNA of Bacidia gigantensis, 972 nucleotides long. RefSeq lists its product as uncharacterized. Gene Ontology annotation, molecular function: protein binding. The transcript is spliced from 3 exons. The record is from RefSeq and is a predicted model, not a curated record. The coding region runs from base 1 to 972 and encodes 323 amino acids. Lineage: Eukaryota; Fungi; Ascomycota; Lecanoromycetes; Lecanorales; Ramalinaceae.
AUGGCUACUAAGAUACAACUACAAGAGAAACCUGGCCCAACGACAGCCAGUGCAGCAUUUCGCAAACUGACAAACCAGGGAUCGUCUCUCACGAAGAAAGAUGGCACAACCUCUCGAAUCACCGAACAACUGCUACAUUCGGCACCAAAAUCGCCUAAGAAACGCAAAGCCAGUGCAGACAUUCAUUCUGACUUCACAGACAAGGAAGCUUCUUUUGAUCAUGCACAAUCUAACGAGUCGACGGUUCUGCAUAAAAAGCAGAAAGGAGGAAUUGACAAGAAAUCAGGAAUAAGUAUUGCCAAGGUGAAAAACCUUCCACCAUCAACGCCAUUGAGCAAACUUUACGGCACCUUCGUUUUCCUCAAGGUUGGAGAUCGUGACCCAUACGCUAUACACAAAGGUCUACUCACUGAAUACUCGCCCUACUUCAAAGCGGCAUUCACCAGGGGAUUCGUUGAAACGCAAUCGAUGCACCUCUCACUCCACGACGAAUCUCCCGACGUUUUCGACCUCGUAUAUCAAUGGUUCUACACGGGUUUGCUCACCUGCCCCGGGUCCGCCAAUACCGAAGACGAAGGGAAAGAUGUCAAAUGCUACGUCGACUUGGCGGCACAGGUCUGGCUCUUCGCCGAUCGAUACAACAUCCCCCUACUAGCGAACAAGGCGGUCGAUUGCAUCAUAGACCGCUACAUGGAACAUUUCGAAAUCUGCACCAAUGUCGAGCAUGUAUGGGAGAAUACGUCCGCGGGCUCACGUCUGAGAAGACUGAUCAUCGAUACUUACGUCAAGAUCCCUCAUGCCAUGGGCGUGGUGUACGACACUUUCGCGAACGAGAUGGUUGAAUGCCCAGAGUUCUUGGUAGAUAUUCUCAAGGGCGUCACGAGGCGAUUGCAAGACCAGAUGAAUCCGGAUGAAGGGGAUGACUUCGGGAGUAAUUCGAGGUCAGCCGAGUUCAUCGCCUUUUCCUUCUAG